Messenger RNA from Talaromyces atroroseus, 2424 nucleotides. RefSeq lists its product as hypothetical. Gene Ontology annotation, cellular component: nucleus; preribosome, small subunit precursor. The coding region runs from base 1 to 2424 and encodes 807 amino acids. Lineage: Eukaryota; Fungi; Ascomycota; Eurotiomycetes; Eurotiales; Trichocomaceae. The record is from RefSeq and is a predicted model, not a curated record. Gene Ontology annotation, molecular function: GTP binding; GTPase activity; U3 snoRNA binding. Gene Ontology annotation, biological process: maturation of SSU-rRNA from tricistronic rRNA transcript (SSU-rRNA, 5.8S rRNA, LSU-rRNA); endonucleolytic cleavage of tricistronic rRNA transcript (SSU-rRNA, 5.8S rRNA, LSU-rRNA); ribosome biogenesis. The transcript has 2 exons.
AUGGCGCCAAUCACUUCGUCGGUGCACCACCAUCGGAGCACAACGAAGACAACUCACAAGUCAUUCAAGAGCAAGCACGCGACGAAAAGUGCGCUGAAAGAACGGACUAGAGGAAAAAUCGAGACCCAGGAGCGAGGAGUUCGAAAGACCCCCCAUCAACAACUAAUGUCGAAGCUCGACCGCAAAAACCAAGCUCGCCAGAAACAACAACUUAAACACCAGGAGAAAUCCCACGCUACCAGCAUCUUUUCCGGCCAGAAUGGAGCACCUCGUCAAGUCGCCAUUGUUCCUCUUGCGGAUAACAUCGACGUCUCUGAUGUGAUCCGAUCCUUGAACGCAAGUGUUGAUGUCCCAAAAGAUGUUUCCGUUGAUCGCCAAACACGUGUACGGAUUGACCGAUUCAAGCAAAAUAUCAUGUACGUUCCAGCGAGGUAUGAUUUGCUACAUGCUUUGGAUGUUUGUCGCGUGGCAGAUUUUGUGGUUUUGGUUCUUCCAACCGACGUGGAGGUGGCAGAGGAAGGAGAAAUACUUUUACGAUCAAUCGAAAGCCAGGGCAUCUCCAACGUUCUAGUUACCGCACAAGGGCUGGACCAGGUGAGCCCGCCCAAGAAACGGCCACAGGUCGUUUCUUCCCUCAAAUCAUACAUAAACCACUUCUUCCCGACAAUCGAAAAGGUCCUUUCUCUCGAUUCUCGACAAGAAUGCUCCAAUGUGGUCCGAAGUCUUUGCACAGCAACGCCAAAGGGAAUUCGGUGGAGAGAUGACAGGAGCUGGAUGCUGAUUCAGGAUAUUAAUUGGCCUGAUAUUCAAGGGAAUGCAAUUGACGAUGUGGUGAUCACCGGUGUUGUACGGGGAAAAGGAUUGAAGGCAGACCGAAUUGUGCAUAUACCCGGCUGGGGGGAUUUUCAGAUCGGUUCAAUAACAGCAGCACCGCUCCCAAACACGAAGAAUAAGAAAGAAGACUCAAUGAAUAUUGAUGAAACAGAUGUCUCCCAAAUUCUGGAUCAGCCAACGGAUGACCGUGAUGACAUGGCAGUUAUCGCACCAGAAGAGAUCGAGAUGGACGAUGACAUGUUAUCAAAUCCUGAUACAGAGAGGCGAGGUGUCUUGCUCGAUGAUCACCACUACUUUUCCGAUGACGAAUCGCACAUGCCGGCUCGUCCCAAAAGGCUUCCAAAAGGGACAUCCGAAUACCAGGCUGCCUGGUUCCUUGAAGACGACUCUGACUCUGGGUCUGACAUGGUUGACAUGGAAGAUGAAGAUGAAGAUAUGGAAAUCGAUGGGUCUGAGGGCCGUCCGGAGGAUGGUGUAUUCCCAGACCAUGUUGAUGCCAUGACUGAAGGCGGGCCAUCGGAGUAUCCUCAGUCAGAAAUGUUCUUAGACCCAUCUCCCGAAGAUGAAGCGGACCAGUUAGAGAACUAUCGUGCUAGUCGACGGAAGGAAGAAGAGGAUGACCUCGAGUUUCCUGACGAGAUUGAACUGCACCCUAAUGUUCUCGCUAGGGAGCGAUUACAGAAGUACCGUGGCUUAAAGAGUCUUAAAACUAGUCGAUGGGAAACCUCAGAAGACCGGCCUUUCGAACCUGAAGAUUGGCGGCGACUGUUGCAGUUUCAUGAUUACAAGGGUCUCAAGAAUAAACUUGUUCGAGAGGCUCUUGUGGGCGGCGUGGUGCCAGGUACUCGUGUGAACGUCCAUCUGAAGGCCGUCCCAUCUGUCCUUCGCAACAGGCCAUUGCCUGUGGCAUUAUACUCGCUUCUUCGCCAUGAACAUAAACAUACAGUCAUAAAUAUCAACAUGACCCUGAACUCUUCAGUCGAAAAGCCAAUCAAAUCAAAGGAGGAAGUUAUCAUUCAGUGUGGUCCACGCCGCCUUGUGGUCAAUCCAAUCUUCUCCGGUGCCGGUAAUACACCGAAUAAUGUACACAAAUUUGACCGAUUCCUUCAUCCAGGUCGCAACGCGAUUGCCAGUUUCAUUGGACCCGUUACCUGGGGAGCUGUUCCAGUUCUUGUUUUCAAAAACCAGACCGUUAACGACCCAGAAGUGCUAGACUCUGCUGAUGGCAACACUGAGUCUGAAAAGACACUGAAGCGCUUGGAACUGAUUGCAACAGGCACAGUUGUUGCUCCUGACUACUCUCGAGUGGUCGCUAAGCGAGCUAUCCUGACCGGCCAUCCUUACAAGAUUCACAAGAAAGUGGUCACAGUGCGCUACAUGUUCUUCAAUAAUGAGGACGUUCAGUGGUUCAAGGCCCUUCAACUUUGGACCAGGCGUGGCCGCAGUGGCUUCAUCAAAGAGAGCCUGGGAACUCACGGAUACUUCAAAGCAACCUUUGAUGCGAAGAUUAAUCCACAAGAUUCAGUCGGCAUCAGUCUGUAUAAAAGGGUUUUUCCCCGCAGAGCUCGGGCUUUUGAGGAGUUGGCAUAA